Molecule: messenger RNA, 639 nt
Organism: Ictalurus furcatus (blue catfish)
Lineage: Eukaryota; Metazoa; Chordata; Actinopteri; Siluriformes; Ictaluridae
Gene: mrps6
Product: mitochondrial ribosomal protein S6
Exons: 2
Coding region: 180-524 (114 amino acids)
Biological process (GO): translation
Cellular component (GO): ribosome; mitochondrial small ribosomal subunit
Molecular function (GO): small ribosomal subunit rRNA binding; structural constituent of ribosome
Source: RefSeq, a predicted model, not a curated record
GACGAUCGCGGUGCAAUGAAGACGAAGAAGAAGAAGACGAAGCGGAAGCACGUCGUUAAUGUUAAACUAUAAUGGCGGCGUCCUGUGUGUAAUAGUGAAGUCACUUUUUUUGCUUUCUGAAGGGAUUUUUAGUCUUGAAUGUGAACGUUACACCGCAGCCAGGUUUAACUCGGGUAAUUAUGCCUCGUUACGAGCUGUCUCUGGUGCUGAAGGCCAUGCAGAGGCCGGAAACCGCGGCGGUGCUGAGGCGCACCGUGGAGACCUUGAUGGAGCGCGGCGCCGUGGUCAGAAAUCUCGAGAACCUCGGCGAGAGAAGGCUGCCGUACAAGAUCAGGAAACACAACCAGCGGCACACGCACGCUGCCUACUUCCUGGUCGACUUUCACGCCUCACCGUCUAUUCUGACGGCCUUACUGAAUCACCUGGAGAGAGACGUGGACGUGGUGCGGCAGACGGUGUUAAAGAAAGACUCAGAGCUUCCCAAAGGCCCCUGCUGUGCUUCCUCACCUUCUCAGACAAACUAGUCUACUUCUGCAUAAACGUCUUUAAGGAAGAAGAUGUGCUGCUGGGUUUUUUCUGAAUUUCAACUAUGUUCAUGUGAGAGUUUAUUAUGAGAAAUGAAUAAACGGGAAAAAAUGU